Cloeon dipterum is the source of this 1564-nucleotide messenger RNA. RefSeq names its product 23 kDa integral membrane protein-like. The coding region runs from base 172 to 1071 and encodes 299 amino acids. NCBI's taxonomy places the organism in Eukaryota, Metazoa, Arthropoda, Insecta, Ephemeroptera, Baetidae. Gene Ontology annotation, cellular component: plasma membrane. The transcript is spliced from 7 exons. The record is from RefSeq and is a predicted model, not a curated record.
UUACAAUAAACACAGCACGCCCAUAAUGACGAUAACGCCAAAUUAGUCGGAGUGCAGUGGAUGUCUCACUUGUAUUGACAAGGGAAAGCCAUCAUGGGUUCCGGAAUACGCAACAUUUGAGGAAAACAACAGAUAAUACAUUGAAUUCAUUUCAGUUUUUGUGAAGUAACUAUGGGAGUCGGCACUGCCUUCAUCAGGUGGGGAUUCGUCAUUUACGACCUCUGUCUCGGGUUACUCAGCUCCGCGGCAACGGUAUUUGCGGCGUGGGUGCUGAUCGAGGUUUUGAACUAUGGGUACUUUUUGGAUGUCACGGUCGUGGCCGCUCCUUCCAUCGCUUUAUUGCUGGGAGCGCUGCUCCUGUUGCCCAGCAUUGUUGUGCUCGGAUUCCGCGCUUUCACCACCAAAAAGUCAACUCUUGCAAUAAUUUACUGGCUCUUGGUGGCAACGAGCGCGAUUUUAGCAUUGGCACUUUCCUGCUGGACACUAUUCCUUAGGCACAAGGUCCAGGCCGGUUACUUGGCGCACAAAAUCGUAAACCCGGUACUUGUUGCAAACCCGAAGAGUCUGGAGGACGCAAAAACCAAGCAUUAUUGGGAUGCACUGCAGGCCUCAUUGAAAUGUUGUGGCUUGAACGGAGCUGCUGACUACAGAUCGACUGGAUCUCUGCCGAUGAGCUGUUGCGACGUAGUUGAACAAGUGUGCUCCAAAACCUAUCCUCGGGGAUGCUCGGUAGCACUCACCGAGUUCUCAGCGGAUAAACUAGCGCAAAUCACCAUUGUGGCGGCUGUCACCUCCCUUGUGCUUCUUCUGGGAGUGUACGCCGGAUGCUCUUACAGCAGAUCUCUCCAACACGAAAAGAAGAGAAGAAGGAGAAAUGCUGCUUUGGAUGCUGAGUUGCAGCAGGAGCAGCUACCGCUGAAUGCAUCAAAUAUGAGAACCAUAUCCAUGAUUUCUUCACUUCCGCGAAAAAGUGCACCACCCGUGCCUCCAAAGCCCUCUCCGAGAUACGUUCGUUCUGCCAGCAAAAAUAGUGCGUGGAACGACGAAACGAUGGUUCACAAAGUUGGUUGACUUGAAAAUCAUAAAAAAUGGUCUCGUGGAGUGUGUGAGGAAAAUCGAAACGAGUUUUAUUUUUACAUUACCAUCCUUUUAUUUCUCAUAGACUAUCAUUUUUCAUUUUAUAAUGUUAAUCACCUGCAUCAUCAUUCUUCCGUCUUGUAGAUUUUUACAUCCAAGUUUUGUCUACAUCAAUCUGCUUUACAUUGAACAAUAAAUAAUAACUGGAUCUGCAGUUUUGAAUAAGCUACACCAUUUAGUUUUGCUUUCCUUUUUUACGUAACAAAUAAGGAGAUAAAUGCAUCAUCUUGUCUUUUUUUUAAUGGAAAAUAAUCAGAGUUACAUAUCAAUAUCUUUUUCCCUAUAAAUAUUAAAUAGCAACAGCUUGUUUUCUCAUAAACAUUCCCUCAAUAGCGUCAAUCAGGACCACAGAAAAUACCUCUUUUCUUGCCUUGAAUUGGUUUAUUCUUUUUACAAAUGGACCCAGCGGUGCUUCUUUGCUUUUCGA